Messenger RNA from Lodderomyces beijingensis, 927 nucleotides. The record is from the annotation of a GenBank genome assembly. NCBI's taxonomy places the organism in Eukaryota, Fungi, Ascomycota, Pichiomycetes, Serinales, Debaryomycetaceae.
AUGGGUUCGUCCGCGUCAAAACAAUCAGGGAGGAGGCUAGCAAAGACUGCGUCUGAGAACGUAAGCAAAGCGGUUUAUAAAUCCAAUCCAACGCGGUUUACGGGUAACGAAGUUCCCCAACAGCAGCAGCCGCUGCAGCAACCAGACUUUGACCAUCAUCAUGAUCACCAACACCACCACACAUCAACGUCGAGUCCCCUCAGUAGCACAAUUCCAGAAAGCGUCACGCCAGAUGAGAGUCUAAAUCAAAAGCAAACGGCAUUUAGAGCCAACACCUCUACAACAUUUGACCCAAGGUAUUUGCACCUGAAAAUCGGCAAGUCUCGCACGGCGCCUGCGGCGGGGUCUCCUGGGUCUGCUGGUAAUGUGCCCGAAGGUAAAGACGGCGGAGAUCCACAUGAACAAGGUACCUCAACCUAUGACUCCGGAUUCAUUGACUCGCUCAACAAAUUGGGAAGACAGAUUGAAUCGCACGAAUUCAAGGCCGCCACCACAAACCCCAAUGCGCUCCCCUUGAGACAACUACGGUCGCGCAAGAGACUCUUCGAAAUGGGCGAAUCCGAAAUCAAGCAUCAAAUGGCUUCGGGUUCGGGUUCCGAAGCGGAGCUUCAAAAGACCAUGGUGCAUCCCCAGACCCUAACUGCCAUCUUGCGAGAUUUAAAGGAUCCACGCAUUGAAGAGGCAACUAUCAUCAAGGAUUACCAGUUGACUCCCACUUUCUUAAAGGAGUUGGGCUCGAUAUUCCGCGUCCCGACAAAUGCUGUGCCCUUUGAAGAAGAGACGAAGGAAAAUGAAGUUGGCCACAAAACUGUACCAAGACAAAGAAAGCUUAUUCAUGAACAGGAGGAUGAACCUCGGGACGGACCAGAGUCGGUUGACCUGGCAACUUAUUCAAAGUUAAAAAGAAGAUUGAGUAUUGACGAUUGA